UGAUCGUCAAUCUCCGCUAGGGCUCGGCGGUGUCGGUAACGGUUGGUGUGUUUAAAAUCCUCUGAGCUCCUUCGGGCCUAAAACUGAAUUAAGGCGAAGAGGAGUUACGGAAAGAGAGAAGAGAGAAGAGAGAGAGAGCGAAGGAUAUUAAUCCCGGAAUGACGGUGCUGCAGGAACCCGUCCAGGCUGCUGUUUGGAAUGCACUUAACCACUAUGCUUACCGGGAUGCUGUGUUUCUGGCAGAAAGACUCUAUGCUGAAGUGCACUCAGAAGAAGCUCUUUUCCUAUUGGCUACUUGUUAUUACCGCUCUGGAAAAGCAUACAAAGCAUAUCGCCUUCUUAAAGGGCACAGCUGCACUACUCCACAAUGUAAAUACCUCCUUGCAAAGUGCUGUGUGGACCUAAGCAGACUUGCAGAAGGAGAACAGAUUUUAACUGGAGGAGUCCUGAAUAAACAGAAGAGCCAUGAUGAUAUUGUUACUGAGUUUGGAGACUCUGCUUGUUUUACACUUUCUUUACUGGGGCAAGUUUACUGUAAAACAGAUCGCUUAGCCAAAGGAUCUGAAUGCUACCAAAAGAGCCUGACAUUAAAUCCUUUCCUGUGGUCACCGUUUGAAUCUUUGUGUGAAAUCGGUGAAAAACCAGACCCUGAUCAAAUGUUUAAACUGACAUCUCUGCAGAAUUUCAGCAGCUGCCAGCCAAACAUCUGUCCAGUAUACACCGCCACUUACAGUAUACCCCACAGACAGCUUGACACAAUCUUGAUGGAAACACCUCAAGACACUUUAGAAUUAAAUAGACUUAAUCUAGAAUCGUCUAACUCAAAGUAUUCAUCUUUAAAUACGGAUUCUUCAGUUUCCUAUAUUGAUCCUUCGGUAAUUUCCCCCGACUCUGUGCCCCUUGGAACUGGAAGUGCUUUACUAGCCAAACAGGCACAGAACAAACCAAAAAGUGGGCGCUGUUUAAUAGGGGGGCCUGCUGCUCUUAGCCCACUGACUCCAAGUUUUGGGAUCUUACCACUAGAACCCAGCCCAGGAGAUGGGUCCUAUCUUCAGAACUUCACAAAUACGACUUCUGUAAUGGACCCCCCUUCUACUGGACUCCCUCCGAAGAAGUCUGUAGCCCGAAUUAGCCAAGCUGGAAUGAAAUCUGUGUUUGCACAGAGUGGCAACAGCAGAGAUGUUACCCCAAUUCAUUUGAUGCAGACACAAAGCACAGCCCCGCAAACAAGGGGCAUUGAAAGAUUCUACAGCCUGGUCCGAUUCGGAUCAGCAGCUGGAGUGACUGUGAGAGAAGGCAGGGCUGACAGAACAGUAGCAGAGAGAGAAGGGGAAAAGAGAGGCUCAGCGGGAAAAAGAGAUCAGACAAACUCAAGUACAACGCCUCAAGUGCUGAGUCCAACAGUUGCUGCUCCACCAAAUGCGCAGCCAAGGAGAAGUUCUCGGUUAUUUACUAGUGCCAGUUCUACUGCCAAGGAGAACAGUAAAAAGUUGAAAAUGAAGUUUCCAACUAAAAUUCCUAACAGAAAAACAAAGACUAAAACUAAAGGAGGGAUAACUCAGUCUAACAUGAACGACAGUAUAGAGAUUCUUAAACUAGAUUCUUCCAUCAUUUCUGAGGGGAAGGGCAACAUUGCCACGCCUCAGGUGCAAGCCUUCAACAUACAGAAAGCAGCUGCAGAUGGGUUAAUGAACCUCAUGCGUGAUAUGGGGAAAGGUUAUUUAGCACUUUGUUCCUACAACUGUAAGGAAGCAAUCGGCAUUCUGAGCCAGCUGCCUUCUCAUCAUUACAACACCGGGUGGGUACUGUGUCAAAUCGGGAGAGCACACUUUGAACUUGCAGAGUACAUGCAGGCAGAGAGAAUAUUUUCAGAAGUACGCCGCAUAGAAAGUUACCGAGUGGAAGGAAUGGAGAUUUACUCAACAACACUUUGGCACCUUCAGAAAGAUGUUGCUUUGUCAGCUCUGUCUAAAGACCUUACAGACAUGGACAAAAACUCUCCAGAGGCCUGGUGUGUUGCUGGUAACUGUUUCAGUUUGCAGCGAGAGCAUGAUAUUGCAAUCAAGUUCUUUCAGAGGGCAAUCCAGGUGGACCCAGGCUUUGCAUACGCGUACACACUACUUGGGCACGAGUUUGUACUCACAGAGGAACUAGAAAAGGCCUUGGCUUGUUUCAGGAAUGCCAUUCGUGUUAAUUCACGGCACUAUAAUGCAUGGUAUGGCCUGGGAAUGAUCUAUUAUAAGCAAGAAAAGUUCAGUCUAGCAGAAAUUCAUUUCAAAAAAGCACUCGGUAUCAACCCUCAAAGUUCAGUCCUGCUAUGUCAUAUCGGAGUGGUGCAGCACGCUUUAAAGAAGUCAGAACAUGCUUUAGAAACUCUGAACAAAGCCAUUAGUAUUGACCCCAAAAACCCACUAUGCAAAUUCCACCGGGCCUCAAUUCUGUUUGCUAAUGAAAAGUACAAGGCUGCUUUACAAGAACUUGAAGAACUGAAACAAAUUGUCCCAAAAGAAUCACUUGUUUACUUUUUAAUUGGAAAGGUUUAUAAGAAACUGGGUCAGACACACUUGGCCCUGAUGAAUUUCUCCUGGGCCAUGGAUUUGGAUCCGAAAGGUGCAAACAAUCAAAUCAAAGAGGCCAUAGAUAAAAGAUACCUUCCUGAUGACGAAGAACCAGUAACUCAAGAGGAUUCCUACCCAUUUGAGUCAGUUGAAGCUGAAGAGUCGCAGGAAAGCAGUAUGACCGACGCAGACGACACGCAACUUCACGCAGCAGAAAGUGACGAGGUGUAUUAACUAACAAUGCCAAUCUGAAAUCGGCCACACAAUUUCAGAAUUAAAAAAAAAAAAAAAAAACUGCUGCUGAUAUACAGUACCUUCUGUCCCUCCCACCCUGCGCCUUUCUUUGUUUUACCCCCCUUUAGCUCUCAAUGAGCUUAUAACACCGCUAUGCUCAUUCUGUGUUUUUUUUUUUUUUUAUUUCUGUCUCAAAACACAUUAUUCUUUAAUCACUUCAUGGAUAAAUUGACCUGAGAAAUAUAUAUCAUGGGGUACCUUUUUUAUGAGGUUUUUGGUGCAGAUCAAAGCAACUGACCACAUUCUAUAUGGUCACCCCCCCCACCCCUGAUCUGUUGAAAACCAUUAAUUAAACUUUUAUGCUUUUUAUUAAUGUGAUUCAAAUAUACUUAUUUGAAGUUGUAGCAGAUAUGUUUCAAAAAAGCAAUGUGUUAAAAUAAAAAGGCUGCCUAUUUUUUUUUUUUUUCAAUCCUGUUUUUAAAACUGCACUCAUUGAGAAGAGAAAUAAUAUCCAUAAAGGCUACAAAGGAAUUCAGGCAAUCUAUUUCCCUGUAAUAAGUUAAUACGAAAUUAAAGGUACAGGUUAUAACUUUUAUAGUAGUCGUCUGUUAAAUAGAUUAGUAUUUUAAAAUGUUUAUCACUUGUUCUUUGUGAAAGGCUCUUUUACAGCUCUGUUUUAUCAUUUUGGUGUCUAUCCAAGUAUUUGAGUCGACCAAAAAUAAAUAAAUUGAGAAUGUAUAUGGCCAUUUUCUAUGACCUCA
Polyodon spathula (Mississippi paddlefish) is the source of this 3553-nucleotide messenger RNA. Its product is annotated as cell division cycle protein 27 homolog. Gene Ontology annotation, molecular function: protein binding. Gene Ontology annotation, biological process: cell division. NCBI's taxonomy places the organism in Eukaryota, Metazoa, Chordata, Actinopteri, Acipenseriformes, Polyodontidae. The transcript is spliced from 20 exons. The record is from RefSeq and is a predicted model, not a curated record. The coding region runs from base 159 to 2792 and encodes 877 amino acids.